GGCAUUGCAGACGUUUAGAAUGGCGCAAAGUCAGCUUUUCUCCCCAGAUGCCUUAGGGAGAAGAACACCGUCUUCUGAUAGACUGCAGGUUUGUGUUUCGGAAAACGAGCAAAUUUCCGACGAUGCAGAAAGUGAUUAUGAGCAAACGCCAAUUCAGGGCAAUAAACACAAAAACACGCCAAUAAGGGGCACAAGAGAUACGCCAAUACAGGGCACAAGAAAUACGCCAAUACGGGGCACUAAUAAUGCUGGUACGCCGAUUCAGGGCACUAAUGAAGAACCUCACUCUGAUGAGGGUUCGGGAAGAGAAUGGAGAAACGAACGAGUUAAUGCAUCCAAAAGUGAAAGUAGAAAGAGAAAGCGUGAGAAGGAGAGCGAUAGCGAUUCAGAAGAAUCAAGUUCAGAUGACAGCAGUAGUUCAAAUGAUUCAGAGUCAGAGUCAGAUUCAGAUAUAUUCAAUCCUUCACAGGUUUUGAAGAUGAAGGGAGAAAUGGUGCAGGUCGACCCCAGCAGUUUUUUCGGACAGGGCCCUCAAACAACAGAUACCAGUUUGGGGGCCACAAUUACAGAGGACAACAGAGCCAGAGAGGCAGAGGUUCAGCAAACUUUCCUCUUUCCAGAAAGACAGAAAAUCAGUAGAAAUGAAGACAACAAAACAGCGAUGACUUACAUCAACAAAAUGGGUGGAACAGUAUCCAAGGUGUGCAAUCAGUUAGCAUUAGAUCUCUGGGAAUGGUGUCUGAAAAAGAGUAUCUCAAUGAGAGCAGAAUUCAUUCCGGGAAAGGAAAAUGUCAUAGCAGACUGGGAGUCCAGACAUCACAAGGACUCAAGCAGUUGGGGAGUGAAGAGACCCUGUGAGACAGAGAGUUGCACAGAAAUGUCCUGGAAAAAAUGUUAUACCAGUAUUAAAAUUAUUAAAGGAUUGAAAUAAGUAA
Saccostrea cuccullata (small rock oyster) is the source of this 935-nucleotide messenger RNA. RefSeq lists its product as uncharacterized. Bases 20 to 931 code for a protein of 303 amino acids. Lineage: Eukaryota; Metazoa; Mollusca; Bivalvia; Ostreida; Ostreidae. The transcript is spliced from 4 exons. The record is from RefSeq and is a predicted model, not a curated record.